AUGAAAAUUAUCAUCGUCGGCGGAGGUCUUUCUGGACUCACAACAUGGUUGUAUCUUCGCAAGACGUUGCCAUCUCCUGAAUCCCAUAGCAUCCACGUCUAUGAGUCUCACAAUCCUCACGACGAACUGCCCACGGGCGCCGCGAACCCAUUCCCCUCAAUGCUAGGCUCAUUAACCGACUCGGCGCCCGUCAUUGGCAAUAUCAUCAGUAUUACUGCGGAUAGCGUGCGUCUGAUCAAGCAAAUCGAUCAAAAGCUUUAUGACUUGUUCAAAACGCGAGGAUACUGUAACGAGAACUAUACUUUCAAGACUGCACGAGGGCAUACGAUUGGCGUGGUGCCUGUUGUAGAUUUCCAGGAUCCACCCGAGUAUACGGUGUGUCUUCCAAGGUAUAGCUUUUGGAAGCUUCUGCACGAGGUUGUAGGCGAGAAUAAUAUUGAGUAUAAGAGAGUUAUUGGUGUGGACUUGAGCGGAGGGAAACCGAGGGUUACACUUGCGAAUGGGGAGUCCGAGGAUGCGGACCUUGUGGUUGGAGCCGAUGGUGCUCGGAGCGUGGUACGUGUCGCGCUGUUUGGAGACGAUGCGGAGGGAAAGUAUGCUACUGAGUUUGAAGGGUUCGCCGGCGUAGGCUCCUUCCUGGACGAGGACAUUCCCGAGUCCAUCACAAAAGACAAAACCAUGGUUUUCACAUUCGGCCCUACGGGUUCCUUCGGAUACUGCUCCGCCGCCCCUGUGAACCAAAGAGUCCUAUCAUGGUGGUCAAACUGGGGCAUAUCCGACUUCCCCUCCAGCAACGUCAUGAACGUCGAAGAUGUGCGACGCGAACUCCGCAAACGACACGGAACCUGGAAUGACCCUGUAAUCCAGCGUAUCAUUGAUAAAAUGUCCACGGAUCGUAUUUACCCCGUCUGGACGACGCCAGAUUUACCGUUCUGGGGCGCGAAGGGUGCGCUGCUGGUUGGUGAUGCGGCGCAUACGCUUCGUGCUAUGAGUGGACAGGGAGCAGGGCAAGCAUUAGAAGAUACAGUAACUCUAUGCCAAUUACUGCGCCAUUAUCUGGGGAGAGCAGAAAAGGGCAAGAUGUCUGUUGCGGAGGCUGUUGAUGCCACUUCGAAAGCGUUGUUUGAGAUUCGGAGUCCUAGGACGGCUGCGAUCAGGGAUCGAGCUAGGCGCAUGUAUCUUACCAAGAAACCCAUUAGGUCCGUGGCACUGGAGUAUCUUUGGUAUUUAUUCAUAUACAUGUGUGUGAGAUAUAGGUGGGUUGGGUAUUUGGUGCUGGGUUUGAUGUGGAAAGGCGAUGAUUGGAAAGCAGAAGAUGAGGUCGAGAAGUACCUGGCUGAGCGAGAGAAGGAUGGGAGAUUGGUGUGAAUGUUGGACUAGUUUCAAC
Molecule: messenger RNA, 1387 nt
Organism: Periconia digitata
Lineage: Eukaryota; Fungi; Ascomycota; Dothideomycetes; Pleosporales; Periconiaceae
Source: the annotation of a GenBank genome assembly